Molecule: messenger RNA, 1281 nt
Organism: Oldenlandia corymbosa var. corymbosa
Lineage: Eukaryota; Viridiplantae; Streptophyta; Magnoliopsida; Gentianales; Rubiaceae
Source: the annotation of a GenBank genome assembly
AUGCCCCCAUCCCAUCCCAUCCAUCAGUCUCUUCAUCUUCAUAAUCACAAAGACCAAUUAGACCAGCAAGUUCUCAGCCAAAAUGAUCUUCUCGCAUUGCAACAAAUCAAAAACAGCCUCAGGGAUGUUAUAAUUCGGCCCGGCUCUGCCGCCAGGUUCUUCGAAAGCUGGGAUUUUUCCUCUCAAGAUCCUUGCUCCACAUUCGCCGGCAUUACCUGUUCCUCCCCGUUAACGCUCAUUCCCCGGCGUGUCACUUCCCUGAUUCUGGGUACCGGCUUAUCGGACUCCCGCGGCCUGGCCGGAACACUCUCUUCCGCCAUUUCGAGUCUCACCGAGCUCAAUCAGCUGGUUCUUAACCCCGGCAUUGUCACCGGCAACAUCCCUUUCCAAUUGGGUUCGCUCAGAAACCUCCGGGUCAUUUCCCUCACCAACAAUCGGUUAACCGGGCCAAUUCCGGCAUCGAUUUUCGCCUUACAAAACCUCCACACUCUGGAUUUGAGCAACAAUCAGCUCUCCGGUUCAAUCCUGCCGAGCAUUUCCAACAUGGUUGAGCUCAGGGUUCUGGUUUUAUCCUCAAACCGGCUGACCGGACAGAUCCCGGCGAGUCUGCCGACAAAUCUGCUCCACCUGGACCUGAAAGCAAACGGGUUCUCGGGAACGUUGCCAGAGGAGAUGCCGCCGUCACUCCGGUAUUUGUCGGCGUCCGGUAAUUCCCUGUGGGGCCCGCUCAACGGGCUAGAAUCGCUAUCAGAGUUAGUGUACCUCGACUUAAGCGUGAACCGCUUCAGUGGGCCCAUCCCGGAAUCACUCUUCCGCUCCUCCCCGACACUGUCAUCAAUUCUCCUCCAACGGAAUAAUUUCUCAGGUGGGGUCCAACAAAGAAGCAGCACGAGUAUGGCGUCACCGUCAUCAUCAUACGGCGUGGGGUCCACAGUCGACCUGAGCCACAACAUGCUGACCGGAGGGCUGCCGGCGGGGAACCUGUUCGGCGGAGUGGAGACCCUGUUGCUGAAUAACAACAGGUUUACAGGGGAAGUGCCCAGAGAGUACAUCGAAAACGUGGUCAGUGGAAGGACUAAAACGCUGUAUUUGCAGCACAAUUACUUGUCGGAGUUUCCCAACAUUUCGUGGUCGGAUUUGAAGCUGCCGGACUCGGCGUCAUUGUGCUUAUCUUAUAAUUGCAUGGUACCACCACCCCCUUUUGUGGGGCUGACGGCAUGCCCUGCUAGUGCCGGCCGACAGCUUUCUAGGCCUGCUUAUCAAUGCUCCCCCACCGGAUGA